Molecule: messenger RNA, 448 nt
Organism: Geodia barretti
Lineage: Eukaryota; Metazoa; Porifera; Demospongiae; Tetractinellida; Geodiidae
Source: the annotation of a GenBank genome assembly
CAUCCCGGUGGGAUAUCCUUCUUAAUUAAACUUGAUACUAAAGGAGAAGGUGAACAGUUAAAGCCUUGUGCAGUCAGCUACAAUGUGGCAUGAACACUUAUGGAAGAUGCUCUUGUCCGUUGUUGUUAGCUUCCGGAUGGUGGCUGCAACUGAUAUCUAUGUUGAUAGACAAUAUGGCAUAUCUAACACCAGUUGUUGUUCCAGUAGCUCAGGGAGUGCUGCAAUUCCUAGCAAAACCCUCACUCUUGCUCUGGAGUGUGUCCAGAACAUCUCCCUGACAACACCAGUGUCUCUGAUUGUCAGUGAAGGGGAGUACACCUUGACCAAUGACUCACGGCUGACUGUGAUAGAAGAGAGAACUGGAGGUUUCACUAUCACUGGGAAUUGCUACACUGCUGGACCCUGUGUGAAGAUUGACUGUGAGAAAGGUGCUGGGCUCUCCUUUAUC